Messenger RNA from Pieris napi, 1576 nucleotides. RefSeq lists its product as uncharacterized. NCBI's taxonomy places the organism in Eukaryota, Metazoa, Arthropoda, Insecta, Lepidoptera, Pieridae. The transcript has 9 exons. Gene Ontology annotation, cellular component: membrane. Bases 146 to 1501 code for a protein of 451 amino acids. Gene Ontology annotation, biological process: potassium ion transmembrane transport; stabilization of membrane potential. The record is from RefSeq and is a predicted model, not a curated record. Gene Ontology annotation, molecular function: potassium ion leak channel activity.
UUCAAAGUUUGGUGCUUGAUGAGGUACCACUUCCGCAUUGUCAGUUAUGUUAGCAUCAUGGCAGAUAAUUUUAACUUUAAAACACGCUACGAACGAGCCCUCAAACAGUUCCCACUCAGUCGUACACUGAAAUACUUCUGAAACAAUGAAGAAAUCUUUGCACGAAAAGUUUAGGAACAAAAUUAAUUUUGUGAAACCCCUCUACAGGAAGAAAAGUGAUCAAGUUUCAAAUAAAAUUAUUCCUUUGGAUGACAGGACAUUAAAACUACGAGGCGACGAUUUUGACGUAAACACUGUUUUAAGGGGAUCAAAUGUAAUAAGUGUUAAGAAUAAAGUUAGUAAAGAGUAUGCAGUUACACUUCCAGGUGCUUGUGAUAGUGUGUAUGUGGAUGUGUUUAAGGAAAACAAUCGAAGAUAUUUACAUCCAGCACAGAAUAAAUUAGCAAAUAUUGAACUUCAAGGUGGUGUUAAAUAUAAAAACAAUGAUCGUACCAAAACCAUAGACGAAAAUAGAAAUAGUACGAAGAUUAUGUUUUACAAGACUCCUGAGAGAUAUCUGCGAGUGUAUCCAGCCCCAAAAAUUGUGGACGAGAGUACAUGUUCAAUUAUAAUACGUUGCGUCAUUUGCCAACUUGGUCUUACAACGUUUCUAAUUCUUUGGACUAUUAUAGGCGUACUUAUAAUACAAUAUUUUGAAGGUCCCCACGAGGUAAAUUUUGCUAUGGAAUUUGAAAAGGAACAAAAUCAGCUUGUUAUCGACCUAGCAACGGAAUUAAGACAGAUCACUCCUCUGUCACCUAAAUGGAGGCUCGCUAUAGAAAAACGGAUGGACGAUGAGAGGAAAUUGACAAUGGCUGCCGUGGGUAACGGAGCCAAACCGAAGUCGGGACAAUUCUGGAAUCUUUCGGGGACAUUUCUGUUCUGCGUGUACACUAUGACGACUCUCGGUUUCGGUGCUCCAGUACCGCACACAAUUUGGGGUAGAACAUGCGCAGCAAUUUAUGGUAUAUUGGCUGUGCCCACACACAUUUAUCUAAUGGUAAACGCAAGUACUUGUGUCGUGGUUAACGUGGAGGCGUGUCUACAGUCUUUGAGAAAACGAAAUCAAAAGGUGUCUAUGGAUGAAAAAAGUCCUGUAAACUGUCGACAUUUUGAAACAUCGACGCCAUCGAAUAAUAUCCGCAGGGUGAUAUCUUGUUGCCUUGGAAAAUGCUUCAUGGGACGCGGCUUGCCAGUAGCCAUAUGUUUCUAUUACCUUCUUGGAGUCGUAGCGUUUGGUGUUUUAAGAACAAACAACAUAAUGGAUUCGCUUUUGUUUCCAUUGGAGUUUACUACAGCUGGUGGUUUGGAAUUUGUUGAAAGCUCGGCAAGAGUGUUAUACGGCUUAUACAUAGAGGGCGCCAUGUGUCUGCUGGCUUAUACAUUGGCAACGAUUCGACGAAACGGUAGCGACACCGUCACAGAUCUCGCAAAGAACUACAGACUCCUUAUAACGGAUUGAUAUCAAGAUUGUUAAUUAUUUCAUUAUUUUCUACAUAAGUAUCACGUUUUUAAGGUGAUGAAAGUUUUUGAGUGC